This is a messenger RNA of Geodia barretti, 510 nucleotides long. The record is from the annotation of a GenBank genome assembly. Lineage: Eukaryota; Metazoa; Porifera; Demospongiae; Tetractinellida; Geodiidae.
GCUCCACUAGACUACGCCACUUUGAUAGCAGAUGAAGUGUUGCUGGGCUCCAUUCCGUCCCUGCCUGACCUGAUUCAGAACCAACCCGAGACCACUCUCAACUGCAUGGCUCUGGCCCUCCACACUGUGUUGACGUCGAUGCUGCAAUCUGAGAGCCAGAGAGAAAGAGAUAUAGAAGGAGAAGGAGAGAAGGAGGGAGAGGAAGAAUGCAGCGUUCUCCUGCCUUCCCACUCACCUACUGACUCACCUCCACUCCACAUUCGGCUCUUCAACUACAAUCCUAUCACCCUAUUGAAGAAUGUGAAGGCCCCGCUCUAUGGGAAACUGGUGUGUGUCCAAGGAACGGUUGUCAGGGCAGGCAACAUCAGACCACUUGUCACUCGCAUUGCCUUCCAGUGCCUCUCUUGUCAUGGCACCCAGGUGUUGAGUCUACCGGACGGCAAGUACACAGUCCCAGUCUCGUGUCCGGAACCGGAAUGCAGGGGAAGACAGUUCUCUCCGCUGAGGACC